UGUGGUAACACUGACUCGAUUAUACAUACAGAAAAUUUUUUCACGAAUUUUUGCAGGGAGAAAUGGUGUACUUUACGCAAACAAAUUUAAUAAAAGCGAAAUUGUAAAUAUUCUUUAUAUUUAUUACGCACUUAUUAAAAAAAGUGGAUGUGCAUAUUGACCUAGCGUGUGUUGUGUCGAGCGAAUCGAGCGUGUAAAGAAAAGUGACUUCGAAUUCUGGUUCUGACUGUGUGUGAAUCUUGUGAGAGAGCGAGCGUAUAAAGGAAAUAUACAUACAACAUAAAAUAUUACGUGUGUGAGCUGUUAAAGAAAAACAUACAUACAUUUAUUGAAGGCAUUACAUCUGUAGUGUUACAACUAACCCCUUAUUAAUAGUAAUUUGGAUAAAAGAACCAAAUGGACUUCGUGCAAGUAUCAGAGGAGGAGGGUGAUGAGCCCAUCGAACUUCCAGCGGAAGAGGAUGGUACUUUGCUAUUGUCUACACUUCAAGCACAGUUUCCUGGCUCUUGUGGACUGAAAUACAGGAAUAUAGAUACACAAGCUGUUCGUGGUGUACGCUCAAAUGAGGGACGCCUGUUUCCACCGAGUGCUGAAUCGGGUUGGGGCGAAGAUAUCUAUUUUUGUGUGUUUCCAAAAGGUAUACCAAAUUUCAGAAGCUCUGAUGCGACAGAGAUCAUCGAUAGUGCAGCUUACCGACCCAUAUUGCCUCCCGUAGAGAACAAACGAAAAAGCGAUGAUAACUUGGAAAAUUCAACGGCAAAAACAAAACGCAUUGAAACCCGAUUACGAUGCACCGAUCUUAUUGUGUUGGGCCUUGCAUGGAAAACAACCGAAGACAGUUUACGAGAGUAUUUUGAGACUUAUGGCGAAGUGCUUAUGGCGCAGAUUAAAAAAGAUGUCAAGUCCGGGCAGUCGAAGGGCUUUGGAUUCGUACGUUUCGGCUCAUAUGAAGCACAGAUGAGAGUACUCUCCAAUCGGCAUCUCAUCGAUGGUCGAUGGUGUGAAGUGAAAGUUCCCAAUUCAAAGGGCAUGGGUCAUCAAGUGCCGUGCAAGGUAUUUGUUGGUCGUUGCACCGAGGAUAUAAACUCGGAUGAUCUGAGGGAUUACUUUUCAAAAUUUGGCGAGGUCACAGAUGUGUUUAUUCCUCGCCCGUUUCGAGCGUUCAGCUUUGUCACAUUUCUCGAUCCAGACGUUGCUCAAUCUCUCUGCGGAGAGGAUCAUAUAAUAAAAGGCGUAUCGGUUCACGUAUCAAAUGCUGCGCCCAAAGCCGAGCAGAACCGAAGCCAUCAAGGACAAAAUUACAGUUACAAUGCGGGCAACAAUUUCGGCAUGCAUUCGUACCAUCAGGGGAAUCACAUGAACUCUGGGCGAAGCGGACACCACAGAGGUAAUAACCAACAACACAAUGCACAUGGAAGUGAUAACACUGCAAUCGGCAAUAGUCACAGCAACAUUGGCAGUGGUGGCUACGGAAUGGGUGGCAAUAAUUUUGGCGCAAAUAUGGGCGGCGGGGGUUACGCGAACAGUAGCAAUCACAAUAGUGGCGGGAACAUGAACCAUCGCCAAGACGGUGUUAUACCCUAUAAUAAUAAUAGGCAGAACAAUUUUCACGGCAUGAAUCAGCCGCACAAUGGCAACGUAGGCAAUGGCGGUUGGAUGAACAGGGGACAUUUGGACAUGCCGAACCUACAGGCGUUAGGCAUAAAUUCGCAAGGAUCCAACUCAUCAAAUCAAGGGCAAAACAUGAACAACCCUUUAGGCGUCGGACUUAAUUUAAACUCAUUGCCGAUGAACCCUGCUUUGGUUGCUGCUGCGUUGAAUCAGUGGAGCCUUUUGGGCAAUCAGCUGCAAAAUCAAAACCAGGACCAGCAGGGAGGCAAUUUUUUAUCGUGGAUGGCUCAAAACAGCGGGCAUUCCAACUGUAACAUGAACAACUCGGGACGAAAUAAAGGUUCAAAUAAUCAAAACUCCAGUGGAAUGAAUAAAGGCGAUAACUCUUCAAAUGAUCAGCAGAAUGGCUGUCCACCUGGAAACUCUUGGUCAAAUCAAAGCAGUGGCUCCCAAAAUUCUGUGGACAAAUCAAAUUUUCUUUAAAUGAUUUAAUUGAAAACAAUAAUUACCAUUUUGGUACUAAUGAAUCUUUUUUGAUUCAACUGAAAUAUUUGUAGCUAUUCCUACCUUCUUAUGUGUAUAUAAAAUAAAUACAAAUAUGUCAAAAUAAUCGCAAAAA
This is a messenger RNA of Drosophila albomicans, 2230 nucleotides long. It is a transcript of the gene TBPH, whose product is annotated as TAR DNA-binding protein 43. The record is from RefSeq and is a predicted model, not a curated record. NCBI's taxonomy places the organism in Eukaryota, Metazoa, Arthropoda, Insecta, Diptera, Drosophilidae. The transcript has 6 exons. The coding region runs from base 397 to 2094 and encodes 565 amino acids. Gene Ontology annotation, molecular function: RNA binding. Gene Ontology annotation, biological process: regulation of gene expression. Gene Ontology annotation, cellular component: nucleoplasm.